UUUGAAAAAUGACGGUGCCCUAAAAAUACAUACCUUUCCUAGAGUAAUGACUUUAGUAUCAGGAAAGGUACAGGUGGAAGAAAGGAGGGGCUCUAACGCUGAGCCUACAGACCACUGCGACGCCUAAAAUCUCAACAGCCGCCUCACUGUAAGGCUGCUCCGGAAUGGUGGCGCAGGGCUCUUCCUAUCAUUACUAUGUAGUUCUAUUUCCUGAUCUGAGAAAGGAACUGGGGAAAAUCAGGUAAACUCCGCAGGGUGCUUCUGGACCAGGAAUUUCUGCGUCGCCGCAACCUGCGCCCGCGCCCAGUCAGACAGCCGCAUCCAGGCGCGACGCGCAUUCCUGGUUGGCGGAUUCGUCACUUCUUGGUGUCAGAAGUUAAAAUGAAAAUUCUAAUUUAUCUACUUCGGAAUCACUUCUUUUCCAAGAAAACAGAAGCAAGAGCAACUCGGAGUCCUUGAAUCUUUUUUUUUUCCUCUCGUGACUCCCACAAUAUCUACACCAUGUUUGCCGGGGAUUGCGUCGAAAGCGACGACGCGGACGCUCAGGCCUCGGUGUCCAGCGCGCAGUCGCGGCGGCCCUCGCUCCCGCCCCUGCCGGGAGGUCCGACGUGGAAGUUGCUGGCUGACCAAGCUUCCAAAGAAACUGUCUGGGAGCCAAGAGUCCGAGCUGUGCCGGAGCGCAGGCCUAGGCGAGGGGAGGUGGCGGCGCCGAGACUCGAAUAGGAGUCGCUGCCGAGGUCGGGGCCGGUCUCUGACAGUGGACGAGGGCGGACAGGCGGUUCAUCAUGGGUGGCUUUUUCUCAAGCAUCUUUUCCAGUCUGUUUGGAACUCGGGAAAUGAGGAUUUUAAUUUUGGGAUUAGAUGGAGCAGGAAAAACUACAAUUUUGUACAGAUUACAGGUUGGAGAAGUCGUGACUACUAUUCCUACCAUUGGAUUUAAUGUUGAGACAGUAACAUACAAGAACCUUAAAUUCCAAGUCUGGGAUUUGGGAGGACAGACAAGCAUCAGGCCAUACUGGAGAUGUUAUUAUUCAAACACAGAUGCAGUCAUUUAUGUAGUUGACAGUUGUGACCGAGACCGAAUUGGCAUUUCCAAAUCAGAAUUAGUUGCCAUGUUGGAGGAAGAAGAGCUGAGAAAAGCCAUUUUAGUGGUGUUUGCAAAUAAGCAGGACAUGGAACAGGCAAUGACUCCCUCAGAAAUGGCAAAUUCACUUGGGUUACCUGCCUUGAAGGACCGAAAAUGGCAAAUAUUCAAAACUUCAGCAACCAAAGGCACUGGCCUUGAUGAGGCAAUGGAAUGGUUAGUUGAAACAUUAAAGAGCAGACAGUAAUUCAGUCACUUUUGCUCCUCUGAAACGAAGACCACAUCACAUAUCCCUUUGGAAACAGUUAAGUGUGCUCCACACUACUAAAUGUUAAAGCUGUCUGAUUGUCAGCAUAUACCGAACUGACUGGAACAUUUGUAAUACAUAUUAAAACUAAGUAUUUGGUUGGAAGGGUAACUCAUCGUGAUUGAACCAACUGAAUGUCUGCCCUAUAUAAUGUAAAAUAUUCCUUCCUUGUUAUCUUGUGUUAAGGUAUAUAUUCUAUUUGUAUGUAGUCCUAUUAUUCAGAUACAGUCCUAUUAAAGAAUGUACUCUUAAUGAGGAAAAAAACCCUCCGAUUUUUAAAUUAGUGGUUGCAUCUUGUUUGUAUUAACACUAAUGAAUAUCUUAACUCAGAUUUUUCCCUCUAAAAUGAAUUAGGUUUUUCCAAAGAUUAGGCUCAAUAGAGAAGGCCAAGAACUUAGCGUGGGUAAUUAUAGUCUUCAUUUGUUUAAUGACCACUUUAUCUAAGCUGUUUAGUUUAAAAGCUUUUGGUUAUAGGCAUGAAAUAAUUAUUUUGGUGGCUAACUUCACUGACUUAUCUGUAAUUAUUAUUUUAUACUAUUUAUAGUUGUUUAGGAAUUUUUUUCAGAUUUGGACCUACUCAGUCAAUUUGUACAGGAAUCCUGCCAUGUAGCUAGGACAUCAUUUUUACAUCUUCAUUUUUAUGGACAUGGGCCCAAAAUGCUGAUAGACUGGCUUGACUAAAGUCACCUGCAAGGGGAUCUUACAGUGAGAUUUCAGGGUCAGAAGCUUGUCCCAUGAACUAUACUAUAAAUUCCUGGAAGUGCCAGCAUUGACAACACAAGUUAAUUCCUUAUGUAAAAUUAAGCUAAUAGAAGUUGACAUAGUGCAUUCAAAAUAAUGUCUAUAAAUUUUUCCGUACUAGUAGAGGUAGUAGAAAUAGUCCUCAAUGGUUAUAUUUGAUCAAAUUCACAACACAUUAAACAGAAUUUCAUAUUAAAGGAAAUUUUUUGAAAACAAGACUUAUUUUAAGAAGCUUUGUAAAGGAUGUUUUUUACUGUCUUUGGUUCCUUCUAUCUACCUGUAAUUGAACAUGUGACUUUGAAUGGUGAAAAGUCAAAAUCUUAUUGAUUCUAGAGGGAGAGAAACUAAGUAUUCCUGAUUUAAAAAAUUAGACUUACUGCUGCUAGACUAUCAAAAACAAUUAUUUCCUAAUGGACUUUUUAAAGGAACUUUACAAACAACCCAGUCUACAGUGAGACAGAAGUAAAUAGAGACCUUAGUAAUUACUAAAAUUGGGAGCAAUUUUUUUCAGGCCUUCUUCCAGGAGCACAUGUUCCCAGUGUACCCCAAAGUACUAACAAUAUAUAACUGACAUCAUGUCCUGAUUUGCAAGGCACUCCUGAUGAGCAAACUGUCUUUUUCAUAUUCAUAUCCCUAAUGUCCAGUAUGGUACCUGGCACAUUAUGGCACUUCAGAAUAUGUUCAUGGUUAAAAAUGGUAGGCUGUAUGUCUGUCAGCUAGGAAACUAGUACAUCAGCACUUUAUACUUGGGUCCCUUUCUGGUCAGUGGCACAUAUCUAGUGUUAGACUUGUACCUAAAUGGAUAAGCACUCCCCAGUGGUUCAGGAACACUGAAAAUAGAAGUAUGGGGAGGUACAACCUUGGCAGGCAAAUACUGCCUGACAAAUAGCCUUGGUAGCAAAGGCCUGCACUUGGAUGAUCCUGAUCCCUCUGGUUUGCCACAAAGAAUAGGAUGGGAUAAAUAGAGCAUACACUGACAUUAACCUGGUAUAAAUGAGAAGGUCCUUGUCUAGCAGGAAACAGCUGUAGGUUACAGGAGGUUGAAUGUUUAUAUUUAUAAAAAUCUACUUAGUCUUGUUUCAUGAGAAGCCUGAAAAGGACCAAACUUGAAAUCAGAGCAUAUGAGUUCUAGGCACAAAGGGCCACUCCAUCAGUUUCUGUUUGGUUUUUCUUUUUGUACAAAUAAUAUCAAAGGUUUCUUUUAGCGCUAACAUUCUGUUUUAUAAUUCUGUUUAGUAGUUGUGCUGUGUCAUGUGAUCAAAUUUAGAAAGAGAAAUUGAGAGUGGAAUUCUAUUAUCAGAAUACCUGAGAUGCACUUUAAAUUGUGGAACUGUAAGCUCCUUGAGGGCAGGGACCAUACCGUAUUUACUGUUAGAAUCCCUUGCAUCUAGCGUGGUGCACCUGGCACAUACUUGGUACUGGGCUCUCAAUAAAUAUUUACUGGAAUAAAUAUUGAUUAAAUACUGAUUAGAAUGAUUAAAUAUUGAUUAAAACAAAGCCGUGCUCAAUA
Messenger RNA from Capra hircus (goat), 3642 nucleotides. RefSeq names its product ADP ribosylation factor like GTPase 1 (gene ARL1). Gene Ontology annotation, cellular component: Golgi apparatus; cytoplasm. The record is from RefSeq and is a predicted model, not a curated record. Lineage: Eukaryota; Metazoa; Chordata; Mammalia; Artiodactyla; Bovidae. Gene Ontology annotation, molecular function: GTPase activity; GTP binding. Gene Ontology annotation, biological process: vesicle-mediated transport; intracellular protein transport. The transcript is spliced from 6 exons. The coding region runs from base 786 to 1331 and encodes 181 amino acids.